Molecule: messenger RNA, 1718 nt
Organism: Elaeis guineensis (African oil palm)
Lineage: Eukaryota; Viridiplantae; Streptophyta; Magnoliopsida; Arecales; Arecaceae
Source: RefSeq, a predicted model, not a curated record
CCCACAGGUCUCUCGAUUCCCCACACCGCUCCUCUUCCACCCCCCGCGCCACCCCAUCCCCACCCCUUCCCACCACCCUAGCUAUCUCGCGGUUCACACUAUUUCCCCUAUUCUUCUUUCUUUAACCCCUUUUCCCUCGUCUUUAAUUAUCUAUCUCAAGCUAGCUAGCUGGCCAUGGAGCUGCACCACCACUACAACCCUUAUUACCUCAAUGUGAACCCCCUACCCGAGGGUAGUGGUGGGGAGAGAGAUCGAGAGCGAGACCGGUUCCCCCAGUGGAGCAACGCGGAGACCAAGGAGUUCUUGGCCGUUCGAGCCGAGCUCGACAGGAGCUUCAUGGAGACCAAGCGGAACAAGCCCUUGUGGGAAGCCAUCUCUGCCAGGCUCCAGCAGAAGGGCUUCACACGCACACCCGAGCAGUGCAAGUCCAAGUGGAAGAACCUCGUCACUCGUUUCAAGGGGAUUGAGGCCAUGGAGGGGGAGGGCAGCAGACAGUUCCCUUUCCACGAGGAGAUGCGGACGAUAUUCUCGGAGAGGAUGGAGAGGCUGCUUGUUUCGAACAAAGAUAAAGGGAAAGGAGUGCAAGUCCAAGGAGAGGAGUGGGGGGAGGAAGAGGAGGAGGAGGGUAAGAAGAAGAGGAAGGUGGAGAGGAUCAGGAGGGGGUUUGAAGAAGGGGUGGAGAAUGCUUUCAAGGAGUUUGCGAGGCGGCAGCUGGAAAUACAGGCUCGAUGGAUAGCGUCAGCGGAAGCGAGGGAGGCGGAGAGGAGGGCUAAAGAGGAGGAGUGGAGGAGAACAAUGGUGGCUUUGGAGGAGGAAAGGAAGGCAAUGGAGAGGACGUGGAGGGAGAAGGAGGAGGAACGGCGGGCGAGGGAGGAGGCCCGGGCGGAGAGGCGAGACGCUCUACUAACCGCCCUUCUUGCGAAGAUAGAAAAAGAAGGGUUGUAGUGACCUGUAAGGGUUGUAGCUCAUUGUUAAGAAAUAUAAGGCUAUGGCUUCCCUCUUGAUCGUGGUAUGAGACGUGGACGGAAAAAGAAACAAAAGGUCGUGCUUAUGGAAAAGAUCCAGGACUCAAAUUCUAGUGAUAGCAAAAGAUCAGAAAACAAUAUUGCUUGUAGACCUAAUGUGACCGGUACACGCCCUCCCCGCCCGCCCCAAAACAACUUCUCAGCACUGCAAUUUUGGACAUGAGUAUAUAUUAUAAAUGAAUGUAAGUAAUCGUCAAUUUUUUUAUUCAUUAUUUUUCUCCUGUUUGCUGUUCUAUAUACCUACGAUAUUAUAACUUUUUAAAAUCUUCUUUCCUCUCUCUUGCUUUUUUUUUUUCCUUCUAAUCUUCAAUAAAGGCCUGGUGGCUACUUCUGUCUCCCUUUCGUUCAAAUAUAUAUAUAUAUAUAUUUUUUCAUUAUGUACACCUGAUUGAGAGGAUCUAAUAAUUUCAAAUUUGUUGAGAGUGAUCAGGAAAAUGCAUGUGCUGCUCGCGUUGGAAACAUGUGCAGCUACCACUGGCCAUUUACAUAAUUGUUCAUGUGAAUGUAUUGAAAAUAUACAGCAGAUGGUGCCGUUCAUCAGUUUGCAUCCAAGAGGAGAGAUUUUGAGACAAUGGAAAUCUUAAUAUUGUGGGAAAAAUUGGUUUUAUUCAUUAGGUUCUGCAAAGUGCUGAGUAAAAAAAAAUUCCUAUGAGAAAGUACCAAAGAGUAAAGCUUGAGAUUUUUUUCCCUUGA